This is a messenger RNA of Alternaria alternata, 1225 nucleotides long. Its product is annotated as DnaJ-domain-containing protein. Gene Ontology annotation, biological process: protein refolding. Lineage: Eukaryota; Fungi; Ascomycota; Dothideomycetes; Pleosporales; Pleosporaceae. Gene Ontology annotation, cellular component: cytoplasm. The transcript has 3 exons. The record is from RefSeq and is a predicted model, not a curated record. Bases 171 to 1067 code for a protein of 298 amino acids.
ACGACCCUUUUGAGAUACAUUUCCACUUUCAGGCAGUUCUAUUUAACAAUUGUAUCGUCAACCGCGCCACUUUUAUUUUAUAGUAAUUGUGGCAUCUCGAAAACGCAUACAGCACGAACAUCAGGCAUAUUGAAGAGCAACGUUAAAAAUAAGCGCAAACUCUCUUAAAGAUGCACAUUUCCAAGCCCAUAGAGCCCGAAAUUUCUGACCAUUACUUCGACCUGGGUGUGAAUCGGCGUGCUACAGCAGCAGAUGUGAAGAAGGCUUUCCACAUGCUAGCGCUACGACACCACCCAGACAAGAAAGCGCCGGGUAAGACGAUAGAUGCCGUCGAGUUCAGACAGGUACGAGAAGCGUUCGAAGUACUGAGAAACUCCACGACACGAAGCGAGUAUGAUACACGGUACAAUGAAGUACAAGAAGAGUGGAAUGAGUACCGCAGCAAUCUUGCUGAGUAUGUGCUUCAAGAAGAGCGAGAACGUCUUGAGGCAAAUAAUGAGCGAGUGCGUAUACUAGAGGAAGAACGACGACUUGCAGAAGCGAGACAGCGCGAAGCAAAAGAGGAAGCUCGUGCCAAAGUGGAGCGUACUGCUCGACAAGAGAAAGAACGACUCGCGGAAGAGCGAUCACGUCAAGCAGCAGAACGAGCACAAAAAGAACUAGAAAAGGUGGCCGAAGAACGCCUCCGCCAAUGGGAAGAAGAUCAGGGGGCCAAACUAAAGCAGCAUUGCGAACAGCUCCAGAGGCAGGCGGAGAAGAAGAAUAUGAUGGAGGAGAUGAUGAUGAUGGAGGAAGACAUGCUGAUUAUGGAGGAGGACAUGAUGAGUAUGGAGGAGGACAUGAUGAGUAUGGAGGAGGACAUGAUGAUUAUGGAGAGGGAGAUGAAUGUGAUGGAGGAGAACAUGAAUAUGAUGGAGGAGGACAUGAUGAUGAAUAAGAAGAUGAUGAUGAAUGAGAAGAGGAAGAUGAUGGAGAAGAAGAAAAUGAUAGAGAAGAAGAAGAUGGAGAGGAAGAAGAAGGCGGAGAAGAGGGGCAGGGGCCAGGGGAAGAGAAGAGCGAAUAAAUAAGUGUUGCAAGGCGCAGAGGAUAACCAAGGCUGUCCGCAUGCAGACAUCACGCACGAUUACAAAACGCGCAGUCGAAGAUAAAUAAUAGCAAGUCAACAAGCCACCUAGUCAUGCCAGUCAAAAAACCCUAGUGUGCCGUGACUGUCGUAAACAAGAUA